CUAGUACUCUGUGUGGGAGCUGUGUUGAGGCCAGAUUCCACAGCCGAAAUACCGUUGAGUCCCCGUGAGCCUGAUGUUAUCCCUAGUACGCUGUGUGGAAGCUGUGUUGAGGCCAGACUCCACAGCCAAGGUCCCGUUGAGUCCCCGUUAGCCUGAUGUCGUCCCUACUACGCUGUGUGGGAGCUGUGUUGAGGCCAGACUCCACAGCCAAAGUCCCACUGAGUCCCCGUGAGCCUGAUGUUGUCCCUAGUACGCUAUGUGGGAGCUGUGUUGAGGCCAGACUCCACAGCCAAGGUCCCGUUGAGUCCCCGUGAGCCCGCUUACCAUGGGUGUCCCUACAAGCCGCAUGUCGCGGAGUGCCAUGAACUUUCCGAAUUGAGUGUCUUUCAUAGUUCAAUAAAGCUUUGUGUGUUCCCC
This is a messenger RNA of Staurois parvus, 417 nucleotides long. Lineage: Eukaryota; Metazoa; Chordata; Amphibia; Anura; Ranidae. The record is from the annotation of a GenBank genome assembly.